This is a messenger RNA of Trichogramma pretiosum, 2026 nucleotides long. It is a transcript of the gene CSN1b, whose product is annotated as COP9 signalosome complex subunit 1. Gene Ontology annotation, cellular component: COP9 signalosome. Lineage: Eukaryota; Metazoa; Arthropoda; Insecta; Hymenoptera; Trichogrammatidae. The coding region runs from base 203 to 1651 and encodes 482 amino acids. The record is from RefSeq and is a predicted model, not a curated record. The transcript is spliced from 6 exons.
UUGUAGUUUUGUAUGUUGUAAAUAAACAUCUGUGCACAUCGUACUAAGUCGCGCGGCUCAGUCACUGACUGAUUCGUCGAUGUUUUUCCUAAGUUAUCUAUUCAGUAUCCAUAGAACGUUGUAGAAUUCGUAGGGGUUAAGUGUCGAUCUUAUUGUUGACGUUGAAUUCCAAGUUUUAAAAAGCCUUAGAGCUGUAGUCAAAAUGUUACAGUUCAUUCAGCAAAAUAUGGUGGAGCCAAUGCAGGUCGAUGCACCACCCGAGGAUAAUGACAACACCGAGGAGGAUCCCUUUAUCGUGGAAAAUCCUACACUGGAUUUAGAAGUUUAUGCUAACAGUUAUACAGGACUUGCUAGGUUGUUUCGACUAAUAUACAUUGCUGAUCAUUGUCCAUCAUUAAGGAUCGAAGCUCUUAAAAUGGCCAUUAACUAUGUUAUGGCAACAUAUAACGUUUCUAUGUAUACAACUCUGCACAAAAAACUUGCUCAAGCUGUAAGUGCUCCAGUUUUACCAGAUGUAGCAGUUCAAUCUACGUCUCAAGAUAUACCAACAAUUGAUCAAGCUUGGGUAGAUUCACGUUCUAAAAAAGCUGCUAUGAAGUUAGAGAAAUUUGAUACUGACCUCAAAAAUUAUAAAAGUAAUUCAAUUAAAGAGAGCAUCAGGAGAGGUCAUGAUGAUUUGGGAGAUCAUUACUUGGAUUGUGGCGAUUUAGUUAAUGCACUCAGGUGUUAUUCUAGAGCUAGAGAUUAUUGCACAUCUGGAAAACACGUUGUCAAUAUGUGUUGGAAUGUACUCAAAGUGUCAAUAUACAUACAAAAUUGGACACAUGUCUUGAGUUAUGUUACCAAAGCUCAAAAUACACCAGACUUUCCAGACUUGCAAGGAAAAGAAAAUAAUAUGGGUAUAAUAACAAAGUUGAAAGUUGCUGCUGGAUUAGCUGAAUUAGCCACUAGAAAAUAUAAAACUGCAGCUAAACUAUUCCUGCAAGCAUCUCUUGACCAUUGUGAUUUUCCAGAAAUUUUAUCUCCUGGUAAUGUAGCUUUAUAUGGAGGACUGUGCGCUCUAGCUACUUUUGAUCGGUUUGAACUUCAAAAACAAGUUAUAUUCAGUGGGUCAUUCAAAUUAUUUUUGGAAUUAGAACCACAAUUGAGAGACAUCAUUUUUAAGUUUUAUGAAUCAAAAUAUGCAUCUUGUUUAAAACUCCUUGAUGAAAUUAAGGAUAAUAUUUUGUUGGAUAUGUAUAUUGCACCACAUGUCAAUAUGUUGUACACUCAAAUACGUAAUAGAGCUUUGAUACAAUAUUUUAGUCCAUAUUUGAGCGCUGACAUGAGACGCAUGGCAACUGCAUUUAAUCGUACUGUGCCUGCUCUUGAAGAUGAACUUAUGCAAUUGAUCCUUGAAGGUCAAAUUCAAGCUCGUAUUGAUUCUCAUAAUAAGAUUUUGUACGCCAAAGAUGUGGAUCAGCGUAGCACAACUUUUGAAAAGUCCAUUUUGCUUGGUAAAGAAUAUAGACGACGUACAAGAAUGUUGAUUUUAAGAGCAGCUAUGCUGAAACAUAAUGUUCAAGUCAAGUGUCCAACAGUAAAUAGUAACCUAAAUUCCGAUAUGUCAAUAGGAUCUGGCUCAAGUUCACAUUCAUUACCAAGAAAUUAAUAUGAUUGCCUAGAGAGCAGUUUUAAAAAGAAAAAUGCACCGUUGCUGAAAAUAAACGGAUACUUAUAUUGUCAUGUUUGACUGAACAACAAUGCAAGAAGACUAUACAAGAAGUUCAAUCACUCAUGUAUAUAAAAUGUAAAGGUCUCUUGUAAUGAUGAAAAAUCGUUUAAAAUGAAAACUUGAUUUAACAAAAUUUGCCGUCUGUACAACAAGACCAUAUUUUAUUAGCUUUUCUCAUUGAAAACAAAUUUUUUGUACAACUUUCUAUGUAGUAUUUGAAAUUGAAUUAUUACAGUUUAUUAUAAUCUUAAAAUAUGUUACGACUUUAUAUCUAACCGAAUCAGUUGAGAAUAAAUGCAUUUUAAUAGUUAA